This is a messenger RNA of Arachis ipaensis, 1261 nucleotides long. RefSeq lists its product as uncharacterized. The record is from RefSeq and is a predicted model, not a curated record. NCBI's taxonomy places the organism in Eukaryota, Viridiplantae, Streptophyta, Magnoliopsida, Fabales, Fabaceae.
UUAAGCUAGCUUUAUUGUAAAUAAUAAUCAUGUUUGAAAUAUUCAAUUAUGGCCCCUAAAUGCAAGAUGAUAACUCCACGUAACUAUAACAUGUUGAUGAUUGAAAGCAGGGAAUCCAUGAGAAAUAGCAAGCAACUAGCUACAAGAUCAAGCCUUCCUUUGUACCCUCUUAAGAUGGAAAAUCUCAGAGUAAUGACCCUUUUUUUUCUUUUCUUUAGCGCCUUUCUUAUUCUUCAGGUGAAUGCAAAGGAUGAUGUUCAAAAUCAACCACAAGAAAAUCCAUCAUCUCUUUCAAAGAUACUCACUGAUACAAUUUCUCUGCUAAAAACAUCGCAAGAAACUUCAUGGGAGAAGAUCAAAACCGUCAUCCAUGACAUGCGAAAGCAGUUUUCCCCUUCGAGUUUGGAGGGUGUGGGUGAGACAGAAACUGAACUUGGCACUGGUGGUGUCAAAGGAACCAUUAACGAUGCAAUCACCAAGAAUUUGGAGAAGAGCAAAGAGACAGUUGUUGAAUCUGCCAAAUCUGCUGCAAAUGUUGCCAAAGAAGCUGUUCACAACACUGGAGAAAAAGACUCUGAUGCAGAACUUUGAUUAAAAUCUUGGAAUUAUUUCUGCAUUUUUUGAAUUUAAUCAAAAUUAUUAUAGUCUUCUGAAGGCUGAAGCACACUCCAUAAUUGUACACACAAAUUUAUUGUGAAAUUUUGUUUCCCCAACAAUUCAUCCUUUGCUCCCAAUACGUAUCAGUGUAUCACAAGAAUCAUCGGUUUUUUUCAAGAACAAGCAAAAUGCCAGAGAAUUCCGUUUUAUGGUAGGGAUUCCGUCAUGAUGAAGGAAAAUUAAUACAUAGAUAUAUAAAAUAUGAAUUUCAUGACCAGAACAAAAAUUAAUUAAACAAUUAUUCAUGAAAAGUAUACUAAAAUGGUAUAUAAGGGUAGCUCUUCUAUGAUCUAUGUACCACAAAGUAUAUACAUAUUACAAAAGUGCAUCACAACUCACAAGAAACAGUAACCAUUACCAAAUGCCGCUGGCUUCACCUACAACUUUUGGCACCAAUAAUUUAAAUUGAGACAUUCAUAAUGGCAUGAUAACUAAUGAGUGCUAGAACAUCCGGUAGCACAACUGAACAAGAAUUCUGUUAUGCGGUUUAAAAAUUCCAAGGCUGAGUGAAACCUGCUUCAAAAUUAGUAAUAAAUCUGGGAAGGUGUAGGAUCCAGCAUCCAAGUACAGGAGCUCAACUCAUGCAAUAUCUUGAAUACGGAAG